AUGAACCCCGUGGCUUUUGCAAGUAAAUUCCAACCUUACGAUUACCAGAAAUUGUUUUACCAAACAGCAGGUGAUAUACAAGAGGGUACAUGUCAGUGGCUUGUCGAAAAUCCAGUCAUCAAGACAUGGCUUCUCGAAAAGUCUUACAGUGUCGUAUGGCUUACGGGAAGCCCCGGAAUGGGCAAGACGUCUCUGGUGGUGAAUUUUGCCCAGUCAUAUCACGCCUUGCUUGGAGAAAAUAGACGACGACCAAAUGAUAGUGCCGUACUCUACAGCUUGUGCGAUCGAGAGAACAACGACCUUGGCAAGAUUCUAUGUGUGGCCAUCCACCAGUUAUUGGAACCGCGCGCUAAAGAAGACUUUGGCUUGGAGGCCAUCGACUGUGCUUACGAACUCUUUGCGUCAGAGGAGCUGAGAUCGAAGGAAUGUUGGAAUCUUUUUCCCCGCCUACUUUGGACCUACUUUUGCAACCUGUGUAUCAAAUCCAACUUGAAGAAGGUCUAUCUUCUUAUUGAUGGCAUUGACGAGUGCAACGAGGAGACGCAGAGGGAGCUUUUCGGUCUGCUGAAGCCAAGCCCAUCAAUACCAUCCAAUCUCCGGGUGCUGAUAUCGAGCCAGCCCCUCGAAACUGUUCGAAUAAUGAUCUCCAAGAUGAAGUCGCUCAAGAUAGAAUGCCUUGACCUUCAUCUCGAGGACCGGAAUGUCAAUCUCGACAUUGAUCGUCACAUUGAUAAGGAAGUGGACCUAAUCGGAGAACUUCGCGGCUACUCUGCUAGUCAAAUAGCUGAGACAAAAGACUAUCUGAAGGAAAGAAAAUGUGGUACCUUUCUUCCAGUUGUAUUAGUCUUACUUCAGCUUCAAGAAUCACCAGUGUGUGAUCUGGAGACGAUUCUGAAGGAGUCUGCCAACAAGCUCGAAGAUCUCGACUUAUUAUAUGAAGUUCAGUUGCGUCGCAUGUCGUCCGCCAUGUUCAGGAAGCCGUCCAGGCUUCUGUCGAACCUUCUCUACGCUUAUCGACCGCUCACCGUAUCCGAGUUGGCUUGUCUUUGCCAGUAUCCAGAGGAGCGUCGCACACUAGGCCACGAGCAGGACGGAUACUUGCGUCACCGAGGCCUUCGAAAUGAUCUCCGCUUGCUUGGUCCUAUCUUAAGAAUCCGAGUGUCUGAUGAUACCGUGCAAUUCAUCCAUUCAUCGGCGCGAAAAUUCCUUCUCGAGCGGUGGCCGUGGACGGGCUCAUGGCACAACGGCAUCCUCCAUUCCCCCAGCGAGGGCCAUAAAGCACUCGCGCUGUCCUGCCUUCAGAUUCUGAUUAAAUGUUCCGACUUCAUCACGAAAGAAACUCCGUACCCGUGGGAGGAUAACCGAGGUAGUAAGCUUGACAAAAUCAUGAGGAAACAUCAACUCUUGGCCUACGCGCGACUAUACUGGGAUAGUCAUGUCAAGGAAAUGUAUAGCUCGACCGGCGAUAACACUGGAGACUGCGGCGCGGUGGUAGAAAAGUUCGCUCAGAUCUCUGAUCUCUACGCCGACGAUAGAACGGGGCGACUCCAUCUAUUCCUAGCCCACCGACCUAACGGGGGCCGGCAGUAUGAAAUGCUACCGUCCUUUGAAUUUGCGCCUUCCGAUGAAAUCAAAAGAUUUCUAAGACAUAAGGAACAGGACCUUUCUCCAAGGUACUACGCGGGCACUCCCUUGGUUUUCUAUGCUCGUUUCGGAAACAAGCAGUUAUUUCACAACUUCAUUCAACGCCAAGGAGAAAAGAUGGCCCUGGUCCGCUACGAGAGGCACUUGUCUGCCACUGUCCUCCAAAACGCCGCACUGAAUGGUGAUGUAUCUCUCAUUCAGGCGUUGGUUGAUGCAUACGGAAGAGAGGCACUGAGCGUCGAGAAAACACCUGGGCUCUUGUACCUUUCAUCAAGCUCAGGAAGAAGUGAACUGGUGAAUUAUUUUCGUGAAACGAUCCCGGUGGUGGACCUCGAUGAAUUUCUCGCGUCUAUAACGGUCGCGGCACAAAAUGACGACGUGAAAGUCCUGAAUGAAUUGCUGGAUAGCUGGACAACCGAAAUCAAGGAUCUGCAUGGGCUGAAUAUCCUUCAGCGCCUGACCACGUGCAUGUGUGGUCUUGGUGGCGUCUCCAGGAUUGGACCAGAUGGAUUCCUGAAGACCUCGACAUUACUGAUUGAGCGAGGACUCGACCUCAACGAAGCGGACAAUAUUGGGAACACCGUGCUGCAUCAUUUAGCUUGGAAUUCACACCUCGGGACGUUGGAGGUGUUCAAGCAGCUUAUCGACUACGGAGCAGAUCCAACACUGCCAAAUAACGGAGGAGCACUUCCCGUUCACCUUGCGGCGCAUAUCGUCGAUUACGAAACGUUUGAGUUCCUUCUGUCAGCCACCGAAGAAGUGGAAGCGUACAAGAGAAACAUGUCAGUGAUAUGGCAAUCUGCCGGAAGCGAACUGCCUUACUUCAAGUCUCACGGGGAUCUCACGCCUUUACACUGGGCAGCUUCUCGACGUUUCGACGAUGACAAUAACAGCGUUGAGAUUAUCAAGACGAUGCUAAGUCGGGGAUUCCAGAUGACGGAUGUAACUAGAAACGGCCGGACGCCGAUUAAGAUUGCUCUCGAAGACCCUAGUGCCUUUGAUAACUUUCUAUAUAUCGCGAUUUCACUUGAUGGCGUUCAUAAUGUGGGUGUCAGUACGAGACUCAGCCUGAUAGACGUCAUCUUCCCGUAUGCUGGGAAACGUGGGGCGUGCAGGGAUGUUGUAAUCGAUUGGCCUCGAGUCUACCACGUGUGGGACUCGAUGAAAAACCGAACUUUGAGAUCGCCUGAGAGACGUCAGUCGCUAAUCCCAGAUAUUCCGAUGGUUAUCCCUGGACCUCAGGAUGCUUGA
Messenger RNA from Aspergillus pseudoviridinutans, 2895 nucleotides. RefSeq lists its product as uncharacterized. NCBI's taxonomy places the organism in Eukaryota, Fungi, Ascomycota, Eurotiomycetes, Eurotiales, Aspergillaceae. Bases 1 to 2895 code for a protein of 964 amino acids. The record is from RefSeq and is a predicted model, not a curated record. Gene Ontology annotation, molecular function: protein binding. The transcript has a single exon.